Centropristis striata (black sea bass) is the source of this 6939-nucleotide messenger RNA. RefSeq names its product disco-interacting protein 2 homolog C. The record is from RefSeq and is a predicted model, not a curated record. The transcript is spliced from 37 exons. Bases 155 to 4972 code for a protein of 1605 amino acids. NCBI's taxonomy places the organism in Eukaryota, Metazoa, Chordata, Actinopteri, Perciformes, Serranidae.
CGUCGGUGUGCGGAGACCAACAGCGCUGCUGCCGCACAGACAGCGACUAGCAGAGACUCAGUCUGACUGACUUUGGAUAUUUUGGGGUUUGAGGAGAAGCCUGGAAGGAGAAAAGAGGAAAAACAAGAGAUUUAAGUCGGUUUCUAACGGCGGAAUGGCGGACCGGGACCCGGUGCCGCUUCCUGCGGAGGUGCGGGCCAAACUGGCCGAGCUGGAGCUGGAGUUAUCCGAGGGUGAUAUCACACAGAAGGGCUAUGAGAAAAAGCGAUCCAAGCUGAUUGGAGCCUUCUUCCCACAAACACCAGGAAUGGAUCCGUCCACGGGCCAGGAGAGGAGAACCCCGGUCACCCCGUCCUCGUCCUCCCGCUACCACCGCCGGCGGUCUUCUGGCUCCAGAGACGAACGUUACAGAUCAGAUGUGCACACAGAGGCCGUGCAGGCGGCGCUGGCCAAGCACAAAGAGAGGAAGAUGGCGGUGCCGAUGCCUUCGAAGCGGCGGUCGCUGGUGGUCCAGACCUCGAUGGACGCCUACACACCUCCAGAUACCUCCUCAGGCUCAGAGGGCGAGGGUCAGGGUGAAGGUGAUGAAGAAGAAGGAGGAGAAGGCGAAGAAGAGGACGGAGGCGGCGGUGGCGGGACGUCGUCCAGCCGGGAGGGCAGCAUCAGCAUGGAGCACUGGAUCAACCGGGCCAUCCACGGCACCUCCUCCACCACCACCACCACCUCCUCCACGGCGUCCUCCUCCUCGUCCUCCACGCGCAGCGGGGGCAGUGGGGCGGCCGGUGGCAGGCUGGCCGAUGUCCUGGCCCAGCACGUCCACAUCUCCGCCCACCACCAACACCACCGCCACCACCAUCACCACCACCACCACCACCGCAAGACAGAGAACCACUCUGCCCCUCCAGAUGUCACCGGCUACACCAACAACACCGCCAACACCACCGACGGGAUCCAGGUGGAGCGAGCCCCGGGCGCCGGCACCGCGGCCCAGAGGCAGACGCCCAAGUAUGGCAACGCAGAGCUGAUGGAGACCGGAGACGGUGUUCCAGUCAGCAGCAGAGUUUCAGCCAAAAUUCAGCAACUCGUCAACACUCUGAAGAGACCCAAACGGCCGCCGCUAAGAGAGUUUUUUGUCGACGAUUUUGAGGAGCUUCUGGAAGUCCAGCAGCCAGAUCCCAACCAGCCCAAGGCGGAGGGGGCCCAGAUGGUGGCCAUGCAGGGUGAGCAGCUGGGUGUGGUAACCAACUGGCCCCCGUCUCUGGAGGCGGCUCUGCAGAGGUGGGGCACCAUCUCUCCGAAGGCCCCCUGCCUGACCACCAUGGACACCAAUGGCAAGCCGCUCUACGUGCUCACCUACGGAAAACUGUGGUCCAGAAGUGUGAAGGUGGCCUACAACCUGCUGCACAAACUGGGAACCAAACAGGAACCACUCGUCAGACCUGGAGACCGGGUGGCGCUGGUCUUCCCCAACAACGACCCCGCUGCCUUCAUGACGGCGUUUUACGGCUGCCUGCUGGCCGAAGUCGUCCCUGUGCCAAUCGAAGUACCACUGACCAGAAAGGACGCCGGCAGUCAGCAGAUCGGCUUCCUGCUGGGGAGCUGUGGAGUGACGGUGGCUCUGACCAGCGACGCCUGCCAUAAAGGCUUACCUAAGGGUCCCACUGGAGAGAUCCCUCAGUUCAAAGGCUGGCCCAAGCUGCUGUGGUUCGUCACCGAGUCCAAACACCUCUCCAAACCUCCCAGAGACUGGUUCCCACAUAUCAAGGACGCCAACCAGGACACUGCCUACAUCGAGUAUAAGACCUGUAAGGACGGCAGCGUCCUCGGUGUGACGGUGAUGAGGAUAGCCAUGCUCACACACUGCCAGGCUAUCACACAGUCCUGCGCAUACACAGAAGCUGAGACCAUAGUGAAUGUAUUAGACUUCAAGAAGGACGUUGGACUGUGGCACGCCGUCCUGACUAGUGUCAUGAAUAUGAUGCAUGUCAUCAGUAUUCCCUACGCCCUCAUGAAGGUCAACCCCGUGUCCUGGAUCCAGAAAGUCUGCCAGUACAAAGCUAAGGUGGCGUGUGUGAAGUCGCGGGACAUGCACUGGGCUCUGGUGGCUCACCGCGAGCAGAGAGACAUCAACCUGAGCUCCCUGCGUAUGCUGGUGGUGGCUGACGGCUCCAACCCCUGGUCGAUCUCAUCCUGUGACGCCUUCCUCAACGUCUUCCAGACUAAAGGUUUGAAGCCGGAGGUCAUAUGUCCCUGCGCCAGCUCCCCCGAGGCCCUGACUGUAGCUUUGAGGAGGCCCAUCGAGGAGGGCACCACCCCUCCUGGUCGCGGCGUGUUGUCCAUGCAGGGUCUGAGUCACGGCGUGAUCCGGGUCGACUCGGAGGAGAAGCUGUCGGUCCUCACGCUGCAGGACGUCGGCAGCGUCAUGCCCGGAGGGAUGAUGUGUGUGGUGAGGCCUGAAGGCGUCCCUCAGCUCUGUAAAACAGACGAGAUCGGAGAGUUGUGUGUUUGUACUGUCGCCACGGGAACCUCGUACUACGGUCUGGCCGGUAUGACCAAGAACACCUUUGAGGUGUUCCCUGUGACCAACAACGGAGCUCCCAUCAGUGAGUUCCCCUUCACCAGGACCGGCCUGCUGGGCUUCAUCGGGCCUGGAGGUCUGAUCUUUGUGGCGGGAAAGAUGGACGGUCUGAUGGUGGUCGGAGGCCGUCAGCACAACGCAGACGACAUCGUCGCCACGGCGCUCGCUGUGGAGCCCAUGAAGUUUGUCUAUAGGGGAAGGAUAGCAGUGUUCUCCAUCACCGUCCUCCAUGAUGAGAGGAUCGUGGUCGUGGCGGAGCAGCGGCCCGACUCCACCGAGGAAGACAGCUUCCAGUGGAUGAGCCGGGUCCUGCAGGCUAUAGACGGGAUCCACCAGGUGGGGGUGUACUGCCUGGCUCUGGUGCCCUCCAACACUCUGCCCAAGACUCCCCUCGGUGGCAUCCACCUGUCGGAGACCAAGCAGCUGUUCUUGGAGGGCGCGCUGCACCCCUGCAACGUGCUCAUGUGUCCGCACACCUGUGUCACCAACCUGCCCAAACCCCGGCAGAAACAACCAGAGAUCGGUCCUGCAUCUGUGAUGGUUGGAAAUCUGGUGUCGGGGAAGAGGAUUGCUCAGGCCAGCGGCAGAGAUCUGGGUCAGAUCGAAGACAAUGACCAGGCAAGGAAGUUCCUCUUCCUGUCAGAGGUGUUACAGUGGAGAGCCCAGACCACUCCAGACCACGUCCUGUACACACUGCUCAACUCCAGGGGUACGAUAGCCAGCUCUUUGACUUGUGUUCAGUUGCAUAAGAGGGCAGAGAAGAUUGCCGGCAUGCUGGCUGAACGGGCCCACCUACAGGACGGAGACCACGUGGCACUCGUCUACCCUCCAGGUAUCGACCUCAUCGUGGCGUUCUAUGGCUGCCUUUACGCCGGUUGCGUGCCGAUCACGGUGCGACCUCCUCACCCGCAGAACAUCGCCACCACGCUGCCCACCGUCAAGAUGAUCGUGGAGGUGAGCCGCUCAGUGUGUGUGAUGACCACACAGCUCAUCUGUAAACUGCUGAGGUCCAAGGAGGCCUCGGCCGCCGUGGACGUCCGGACCUGGCCCCCCGUCAUGGACACAGACGAUUUGCCAAAGAAGAAACCUCCUCUGCUGUAUAAACCGUCCAACCCUGACACCCUGGCCUACCUGGACUUCAGCGUCUCCACCACCGGCAUGCUCGCUGGAGUCAAGAUGUCUCACACAGCCACCAGUGCCUUCUGCCGCUCCAUCAAGCUGCAGUGUGAGCUUUACCCGUCCAGGGAGGUCGCCAUCUGCCUGGAUCCGUACUGCGGCCUGGGCUUCGUCCUCUGGUGCCUUUGCAGUGUGUACUCAGGUCACCAGUCCAUCCUGAUCCCUCCGUCUGAGCUGGAGGUGAACCCGGCUCUCUGGCUGUCGGCCGUCAGUCAGUACAAAGUCCGCGACACUUUCUGCUCCUACAGCGUCAUGGAGCUCUGCACCAAAGGCCUCGGUCUGCAGACCGACUCGCUCAAGUCUCGAGGGCUGGACUUGUCUCGGGUGAGGACCUGUGUUGUUGUAGCAGAGGAACGUCCCCGGAUAGCCCUGACCCAGUCCUUCUCCAAACUCUUCAAGGACCUGGGACUCCACCCUCGAGCCGUCAGCACCUCCUUCGGCUGCCGGGUCAACCUGGCCAUCUGCCUGCAGGGCACCUCAGGACCCGACCCCACCACUGUGUUUGUUGACAUGAGAGCGUUGCGGCAUGACAGGGUGAGACUGGUGGAGAGGGGCUCUCCUCACAGCCUGCCUCUGAUGGAGUCUGGGAAGAUCCUGCCCGGGGUGCGAAUCAUCAUCGCCAACCCAGAGACCAAGGGACCAAUGGGAGAGUCACAUCUGGGCGAGAUCUGGGUGCACAGCGGCCACAACGCCAGCGGUUACUUCACUGUGUACGGCGACGAGGCGCUGCAGUCGGACCACUUCAACUCCAGACUCAGCUUCGGAGACACACAGACCGUCUGGGCCCGGACCGGGUACCUGGGCUUCCUCCGCAGGACCGAGCUGACCGACGCCAGCGGAGAGCGCCAUGACGCCCUGUACGUGGUGGGUGCUCUGGAGGAAGCCAUGGAGCUCAGAGGGAUGCGUUACCACCCCAUCGACAUCGAGACGUCCGUCAUCAGGACACACAAGAGCAUCACAGAGUGCGCGGUGUUCACGUGGACCAACCUGCUGGUGGUGGUGGUGGAGCUGGACGGCUCUGAGCACGAGGCCCUGGACCUGGUCCCCCUGGUGACCAACGUGGUCCUGGAGGAGCACUACCUGAUCGUGGGCGUGGUGGUGGUGGUCGACAUCGGCGUCAUCCCCAUCAACUCCCGCGGCGAGAAGCAGCGCAUGCACCUGCGCGACGGCUUCCUGGCCGACCAGCUGGACCCCAUCUACGUGGCCUACAACAUGUAGCGCCCCCCGGUGGUGGACACCAAGGUGGAUGAAGGAUUAUUUAGGAAGAUGCAAAGACGGUCGACUCCUGAGACUGAAGAGAAUAAAACAGUGUCUCGGCAGCGCUAACCCCAGAGCUGCUGCAACUAGCUCCAAAAUCAAGAGGUUCUGUUUAGGUUAUUAGUGUUCAGGCUGUGGUUUUAUUUUGGAGGAGGUGAGAUUUGCACUCAGGCCUGACAGGAAGUGCAGCAACUUUCUCCCAUUUGUGCCGUCUGUUUACUGAAAAGUGGCAAUCAUGUGUCCCGGAGGCGGAAGAGGACAAUCGUUAACAAAGAUUUAAAACUGCGUGUGACUCACUUUAAUAUUUUCCUGUUAAGUAUUUGCUGAAGUCGCUUGUUUUUGUUUUUGUUUUCUCCAUUUGUAAUGUCCUUGGAAAAAGUUUAGGCUAUUUUUUUGAAAAGGAUAUUUACACAAAAACAGAACAAACUGUGGCAAAAAUGAUAUUUUACGAUAUCGAACGAUUACAAAGAGUGAGAUAUGUUUUGAUACGAGGCUGUCCUUAUGAGGUACGACACAUUUCUUUCAUGCUAGUUGCUUGAUUUGUUAGUUUUUGUAAGUGUUGCAAUUAUUUUUUAUUCAUUAUUUCCUGAACAGUCCGUCCCAUCUCAGCGGGAAUCCGUGUGCUAAUAGCUAACAGCUGCAGCCUUUAACUCUGUUUAUUUUUCACUGCAAACAUGCUUCGACAUGAAGCGCAACAAUACAUAAAUUCAUAUCAUGUAAGUAUGUACAAAAAGAAACUGAUUUAAUUUAUUUUGUUUCUCUUUUAGAAUUAUAUGACGAGACAUUCAAGAAUGUUUUGCUCUUGAAUAUUUGCUAAUAUAAAAAAAACCUAAAAAGCAUUGUAUUAUCUGGGGUGAAACUCACUUGCGUCAAGCAUAUUACGGAAAAAUAGAAAUAUAUGAUUAUAGAAUAUAUUAAAAGAUGAGUAAAAGAUUCACACCAGGCAGAAGCAGAUCGAAAUUAUGCUUUUUUUCAGCUGCUUGUUGGGAUCAUGUGUUUCAAUCAGAAAAAAACUUUGAGGAGUUUUAUUCCACGUGAAGAGUUCUCAAACAAAACAUCAACCUGACACAUCAAAUUUUGUCCCUCAAACAUUGGAAAAUAUAUUUUGACAAGUCAUUCUUUUAAAAUUAACCACAUGUGUCCUUAAACUACAAAUGAUUCCCUCACAUGUCAAUUUUUUUGUGGGUAAUUUACACAAUAAAUCAGCCAAAUCUCUCUUUCUUAUGAAGGGAAACAGCAAAACGUUAGUCAUCUUUAAUAUCAUGGAUGUUUAAUUUUUAUUUAAAGUAUUUCCUAAAAUGUACCAGGGCUCUGUACUCUGUAACAUAAAACUGUGAGGGAACAUGAGGUGAUCCUGGUACUUUGCUGCCCUCUAGUGGUGAGAAGGAGGAAUUAAAACAACAUUGUAGUUUCUAAAACAAGUUUGUUUUUGUUUUUGUAACUAGAGCUUCUAAAAUUAUCAGGAUUAAUCACUUCUGAUCAAAACUGAUAUUUAAAUGUAAUUAACCCUCUGAACCCCACCAUCCUGCCAAGUUUGAAUCGAUAUUUUCUUUAAAAGAUCGUCAAAAAUACACCGUAACUGUAAAAACAGGCAUUGUUGUCAUAAUUUGAACCUUCUGUUACACAUUUUUCUGCAGAAAAAAACAGCAAUGGAAGCAUAAAUAUUGUCUAGCAAAUACUGAUUUAUUUUCUUUAAAUAAUAAUAAAUGCAUAGAGAGUCCCACAGUUCACCUGUUGGAUAAGUAUCAGGGGCUUUCCCAGUGGUAACCUUCGGAGAAAAAUGUUUGAAUUGAAAAGUAUGUAUGAGUCGUUAUGGUCAAACUUUUAACUUUCCGACGGUCCUUUAACAGAUCAUUAAAAAAAGGAGCCCAAACAAGCUUAAAAUGUAUAUUUCUGUCAGAAUCACUUUAUUCUACAUGUGUCUUUUA